AUGGCAAGAGACUCCAUCGAUGUAGUAACGACAGAAGAACCUACAACACCGCCGUCCAGUGCAGGCACCUGGCUGUCGAACGACGCAGACUGGGUAGUCGAAGCGUCGGGCGAUACUUACGUGGACGCGCAGGGCGUGGCGUUCGGGCCGGACAGGGUCCUGGACGGCAACACAACCACGUACUGGAACCCGCAAGGUGUGAGCGACAACUGGUACAUCAUCUUCGACCUGGGGAUACCGUACACCCUGUCUAAACUCCGCGUCCAGAGCAGCGGAGACUUCACUCACGACGUGAAACAGUUCACGCUGCAGGGGUCGAGCGGAUCGGACCCGUACGCCUGGACGGACGCUCUGGCCGUCGACGUUGGACGUUCCAACGAGCGGCAGGAGUUCGGAGGCUUCUCGGCGACAGCGAGGUACUGGAGACUGUUGAUCACGGAGACACAGACGGGCUGGCAGCCUUGGGUGGCAGCCGUGCAGUUCCGUGGAAUCCUGGCUGUGCACAGACUAUCCUUUGACGUUAGUGACCCCGUGAGUGCAGCUAGUUCCGACAGCGUGACAGUACUGAUCUACUCCUCCGUCUGUGGCGGCUGGUGUGUGUCUACAAGCGUGCCGGGACAGUUCGUUAGCGGACAGACCCGAGUCCACUAUUUUCAGGGCGCCGACUUCUGCCGUGCGGAGAUGAUUCAACUGAAGAUUGAGGGUAACGACAGUGUGGCGUUAGACCAGGUACAAAGCCAUUAG
This is a messenger RNA of Branchiostoma belcheri (Belcher's lancelet), 744 nucleotides long. RefSeq lists its product as uncharacterized. The transcript has 6 exons. NCBI's taxonomy places the organism in Eukaryota, Metazoa, Chordata, Leptocardii, Amphioxiformes, Branchiostomatidae. The record is from RefSeq and is a predicted model, not a curated record. Bases 1 to 744 code for a protein of 247 amino acids.